CUUUCAUGCUUCUUGUGUCUUCUUUGAGUUGAAUCUCACCUCUCGACUGUUCUUAUACCUCGCUUCAUCGUCCAACCACGAGAACCACAUCUCGAUUCGUGGUAUCGUCUCUGACCGAGGCUUCGGAGCUAUUUAUCCCCUGUCGUCCGUUUCUGGACCACGUCGACUCGUGUUAUCGUUCUUUCAUGUGAACGUGGCCGAUUCUCCCGCCCUGAGCAACAUGCGCCUGGACCUCUCUUGAUCCUUCUUUGUCUCGUCAUCAAAGCUCCCCGAAGAUUCGACCGACGACAUCUGAUAAACCUACGAUAAAUCAAACCUUGGUCUGGUCAUCAUGAUAGAUCACGUCCUCGGGCGGCCUUCGGCCAAGUCCCGACGUCUCCAGGUUCUCGCCGUCCUGACCUUUUGGUCUGCCUACCUCGUCAAGGGCCACAAGCAUGGUCCUCCCGGCGCCAAGAUGCUCUCUAGGGUCUUUUCUAAGCGACUCACGGCAUGGCAGACCUUUGUCAUCACCAUGCUCUACCUAUACGCCGCCCGUAACUUCAGCGCCCUCGUCGGCCUGGCUAGCCCGGAGCCCAUGGCCAAUAUGUACGACGCCAACUACUUCCGCGCCACAUGGGUUCUCACUGCCCUGGACGCUGGUUUCUGGACGGCAAUGAAGAUCCGGUCCAAGUGGCUGCGCGACUUGGCGAGCAUAGUCUUCUCCCUCUUUUAUCUUGUGGCAGCCGAAAAGGCCGACGAAAAGGUCCGCAAGGUCAGGGGCAUGAUUACCGUCGAACACCUCCGCGUCUCUUGGAACAAGGGCACGUCCCCAUAUCUGAGCUUCUUCCAGGGGCUCAUGCGUCCCCGUUUCAUGCGUUGGCCGCCGAGGCAGAUCCGAAUUCCGAGACCCGCCGAUAGUGACUACAAGGAGCCUGUGCUGGCAUGGCUAUACUAUGAUGGACCUCUGGCAGAGCUGGAGCGUCAUGACAGGUUGAUCCUGGAUAUCCCUGGCGGUGGUUUCGUUGCCAUGGACCCUCGAUGCAACGACGACAAGUUGUUCUCCUGGGCAGCAAAGUCGGGAUUGCCUGUCCUCAGUCUUGAUUACAAGAAGGCUCCCGAGUUUCCAUACCCCUAUGCUAUAAACGAAUGCUUCGACGUUUACACCACUAUUGUAAACACCAAGGGCAGAUGUGUAGGCCUACCUGGAACGGAAGUCCCCCGAGUCAUUAUUACAGGGGACAGUGCUGGAGGAAACCUCGCUGUUGCGGCAACGCUCAUGAUUCUUGAGACAAGACAUCCAGCUUUCCGUAGACCCUCGGGAAGAGCCGAGCUUCCAGCCCCAGAUGGUUUGGUUUGCUUCUAUCCUGCUCUGGAUAUGAAUAUCGGCAACUGGAUGACGGAUGAGCAAAUGUCGUUGAUUCGAGAUCGCAAGAUGAGAGGAACGAAUCGCACCAUCAUGCGUCGAAAGAGCAUGCAGUAUAAUGAUCUCGUGGGAACACCUCACCACUCUGAUGAUGAAGAGGAUGGUUCGCCACCACCUAAACUGAGUUUGUUGACAACCCAAGAAGCUUUGAUUGCAAACUCUCAAGGGCCUCGCAGUCCUCACCCCGAGUUCUCUCACGUUGGGCCUCGGUCUCUGAGUAUGCCCAAGGAGACUCCGGAGCCGAACGGAAAGCACUCAUCUCAUCAAGUUGAGCCUAUGAAGACGAGGCUCGCUACAUCGUCAAUGAUCUCGUACUUUAACGACAGGGUCCUCACCCCUGAGAUGAUGAGGGCCAUGAUCAUCUUGUACAUUGGGGCGCAUAACCGACCCGAUUUCUCGCAGGACUACCUCCUGAGCCCUGUGCUGGCACCCGAGGCCCUGCUGGUCGACUUUCCCAAGACGUAUUUUAUGACUGGCGAGCGAGAUCCGCUGGUUGACGACACCGUCAUCUUUGCGGGGAGACUGCGGCGAGCCAAGGAGGCGGCGUUCACUCAGGACCAAUCUGCAGCAAGAGGCCGUGGGGACUACAGGGAGGCGGAGUUCAAUGAUCGGGAUGCAGCCGAGGUGAUGCUGAUCCCUGGAACGUCUCAUGGCUUUAUGCAGUUCCCGACUGUAUAUCCGCCGGCGUGGAGACACUUUGAGAGGUGUAUCGACUGGUUUGAUCAGCUCUUUGAGCACGCCGAGGCUAUGAGACUGCAAAAGGUGAGGCGGUCUCAGAGAGACAGGGCUAGAUCCAAUGGCUUCGGACUCAAUGGAGACGAGGGACGGCAUCUUCGGACAGAAUCAAGUGGAGAGGAAGACAAGCCUCUCGAGAUUAGCAUGACAAAGAUGAACCAGAGAAGGAACUCAACGCAGACGCCACCUCAAGCGAAGCAGCAAUACUCGACACCAGCACAGGGUGAUGAUAGUGAGAGUGGAAACACGACACCACGGGUAUUGCCGAAUGGACAGGUGAAUGGGGAAAAGAACGGGAAGAACGGGAUUCGUCGGAAGAAGGAGAAAAGUCUUAGCAAGAGCAAGAACAAGAACAAGAGUCUCGUCAAGCUCAACAGCUCCGACGAUCUACUAGGGCGACGGAUGCAGGGACUGGCGAGCGGGCUGACGGGGAUGGGAAUGGGAGACGACGACUGAAGCAGAGGCCAGGUGGGUUCCCGAGAUUGGCCAUUUCGGAACAUGGAAGCUGAAGCAGGGCAAGGCUUUGCUCAGCGAGGGUCCAAGAGGUUGGAUCUCGGACACAAAGUUGCGGGCGCCGAGGAUGGGAUCUUGCGAUGGUGGUUAGAUGUCGAGGUGAGAUGUUCAUGCAGCGGGAUGAUGCGUAACCUGAUUGAUGUCUGGGUUGCGUCGGCGGGAAACGAUUUAUGGAGCCAAGGAAUGUCUGGAGGCCCAAGCUACAUGGCUAGGGAGGGUUGCUGGAGAGAUUGACGAUUUCUGUUGAAGGGCAUGGAUGUAUAUACAGUACCUUUGAAAGGUUACACGAAGACACGAAGAGUAGCUUUAGCAUGUUGGGCAGUUAGAGAAAGAAGGGAGACCCUUACGGGAAUGGCUGACACGGCUGGGUAUGAUUGGGCAUGUACGACAGUAGUCUUGACCUAGGAGACGGGUAUGUCCUGUAGAUCAUUAUGAUAACGCAGAGACCGAA
Messenger RNA from Fusarium vanettenii 77-13-4, 3101 nucleotides. RefSeq lists its product as uncharacterized. Bases 332 to 2593 code for a protein of 753 amino acids. Gene Ontology annotation, cellular component: cytosol. The record is from RefSeq and is a predicted model, not a curated record. The transcript is spliced from 2 exons. Gene Ontology annotation, biological process: triglyceride catabolic process. NCBI's taxonomy places the organism in Eukaryota, Fungi, Ascomycota, Sordariomycetes, Hypocreales, Nectriaceae. Gene Ontology annotation, molecular function: triacylglycerol lipase activity; sterol ester esterase activity.